AUGUCGUCUUCAGAAGAAAUUAACAACGCUGCUGCUGUUGAAGUUAAAGCACCAUCGGUCUCUAGUUUACCAUCAUUUGCUGUAUCAAAGGAGGAAAAAUUAGUUGCUUUGGCUGUUGGUGAAAAUAUCUAUAUUUUGGAUGAAAGCCUUUCAACACAAUUAAUCCAUCAUAAAUUGGAAAAGUCAAGUGUAAAAGCAAUGCUUUUUGAAGGAAAAUAUUUCAUUGUUGCUGGAACUGAAGACAAAGUUGUUCAUGUUUUUGCUUUGGAAAAUAACAAUACUUCUUUAAAGUUGAUUGGUAAAAUUGAACUUAUCAAGAAGCCAAAUUGUAUUGCUAUUCAACCAACCAACAAGGAAUUGUGGAUUGGCGACAAGUUCGGAGAUGUUUAUAUUAUUGAUUUAUUGAAAGUUUUUGAUCUCAAUGCUACUACUCCAAAUAUCAUUAAGAAACCACCACCUAAAAUGGGUCAUCUUGCCAUGUUGACAGGUUUAAUUAUUGGAGACAAGUAUAUCAUUACUAGUGACAGAGAUGAAAAGAUUAGAGUUACAAAUUAUCCUGAAUAUUAUUUGGUUCAUAAUUUCUGUUUGGGACAUACUGAAAUGGUUUCUUGUAUUUGUUUGGCAACAGAAGAUUUGUUGGUUUCUGCCAGUACUGAUAGAACUAUCAAAGUUUGGAAGCACUUGAUUGAUGCUGAUGAAGCUCUCAAGUUCAGUUAUGAUUGUGGCGAAAACAACUAUCCAAAUGUAUUACAAUCAAUUACUAUUAAUGGAGUUACACUUAUUUUGGUUCUCUAUGAACAAGCUGAUUAUAUUCAAGUUUUGCAUUUAAAUACUGAAACAGCUACAUUAACACCUAAGUGCAAUAUUCAAUUGGGUAGUGAGAUUUUGAACUUCCAAGUUUUUACACAAGAAGGCAAGACUAAGAUUAAUUUAUUUACUUCUUCAUCUCCAAAUGUUCAUGUUGUGAAUGUUUCCCUUUCUGGUGAAGAAUUGAAAUAUGAAACAACUACUUCAUCUGUUCAAGUUUCAUUCAACAAGGAAGAUUUAGUUUUGGACAAUAUUUACUCUAGUUUAAUCCGUAAGAUUGAUCAAUCCUCAAAUAAGAAUGACAGCGAGGAAAAGCAAAGCAAAAAACAAAAGAAUAAAAAGUAAAUUAUCUCUUUGUUCUU
Molecule: messenger RNA, 1169 nt
Organism: Naegleria gruberi
Lineage: Eukaryota; Heterolobosea; Eutetramitea; Acrasida; Naegleriidae
Product: WD40 repeat domain-containing protein
Exons: 3
Coding region: 1-1152 (383 amino acids)
Biological process (GO): RNA (guanine-N7)-methylation
Cellular component (GO): tRNA methyltransferase complex; cytosol; nucleus
Molecular function (GO): tRNA (guanine(46)-N7)-methyltransferase activity; protein binding
Source: RefSeq, a predicted model, not a curated record